AACCAUAACCUCAUUGAAAAAAAUAAUUUUGUUCGUGUUCAAAUAAGUCAUUUUGAAAAUUUGGUAGAACAAGAACUUCUCUAACUUCUCUAUUCAUAGACUGUUUUUUUUUUUCAAUUUAACUCUUAUUUAAAAACAUGAAACGUAGUCUUACUUUUGUAACAGGGAAUGCUAAAAAAUUGGAAGAAUUGAAACAGAUACUUGGAUCGUCUUUCCCCAUAGAUAUUAUAAGCUCUAAGAUUGAUUUACCGGAGUUACAAGGAGAGAUAGAUGAAAUUUGUAAAAAAAAAUGUUUGGAAGCUAGUUCAAUGGUGAAAGGUCCAGUAAUUGUAGAAGAUACGUGUCUCUGUUUCAAUGCUCUCAAAGGAUUACCUGGUCCAUAUAUUAAAUGGUUUUUAGGUAACCUAGGACCAGAAGGGUUAUUUCGACUUCUUGCAGGUUUUGACGACAAAACUGCACAAGCUAUAUGUACUUUUGCAUAUCAUUCAGGUAAUGCACUUGAAGAAGUUGUAUUAUUCAAAGGAAUUACUGAUGGUACGAUUGUAAAUCCAAGGGGGUCUAGAGAGUUUGGAUGGGAUCCUUGUUUUCAACCUGAAGGCUUUAACCAAACUUAUGCUGAAAUGCCAAAAGAAGAGAAAAAUAAAAUAUCUCACAGAUUUAAGGCUUUAGAUUUACUUAGAAAUUAUUUCACCAAAGAAUCAAAUGUAAUUAAAAUCUGAAAUACAUGAAAUAUAAUUAGA
Harmonia axyridis is the source of this 740-nucleotide messenger RNA. RefSeq names its product inosine triphosphate pyrophosphatase. Gene Ontology annotation, molecular function: nucleoside triphosphate diphosphatase activity. Gene Ontology annotation, biological process: nucleoside triphosphate catabolic process. The transcript is spliced from 2 exons. The coding region runs from base 138 to 719 and encodes 193 amino acids. Gene Ontology annotation, cellular component: cytoplasm. NCBI's taxonomy places the organism in Eukaryota, Metazoa, Arthropoda, Insecta, Coleoptera, Coccinellidae. The record is from RefSeq and is a predicted model, not a curated record.